Molecule: messenger RNA, 405 nt
Organism: Medicago truncatula (barrel medic)
Lineage: Eukaryota; Viridiplantae; Streptophyta; Magnoliopsida; Fabales; Fabaceae
Exons: 1
Coding region: 1-405 (134 amino acids)
Source: RefSeq, a predicted model, not a curated record
AUGUGGAGCUUGUGGAAGCGUAGGAACUUAAAAUUGUGGCAACAACAAAAUGAAACAUGUAUGCAUGUUGUUGAACGGGCUCGACACCUCUUAGAUGAUUGGAGAACCGCCCAAGAAGUCAGAUCGCAUAAAGCUACUAACAAUCCCGCUCAGCCAAACAAUGUUAUUCAUGGUCAUGUCAUUGAGUGGACGAAGCCGACAUAUGGUAGGUACAAAUGUAAUAUUGAUGCCUCCUUUUCCGACUCUUUGAAUAUGGUAGGUAUUGGCAUAUGUAUCCGUGAUGAUCAGGCCGGUGAGUUUGUUAUGGCCAAGACGGACUGCUUCUCUCCUCUUUGUGAUGUUGACAUCAGAGAGGCUGUUGGAUUCCACACGGCAGCUACAAUGGGUGUCAAAUCUUCACUAUGA